Lotus japonicus is the source of this 1321-nucleotide messenger RNA. RefSeq names its product bidirectional sugar transporter N3-like. The record is from RefSeq and is a predicted model, not a curated record. Gene Ontology annotation, molecular function: sugar transmembrane transporter activity. NCBI's taxonomy places the organism in Eukaryota, Viridiplantae, Streptophyta, Magnoliopsida, Fabales, Fabaceae. Gene Ontology annotation, cellular component: membrane. The transcript is spliced from 6 exons. Gene Ontology annotation, biological process: carbohydrate transport. Bases 102 to 968 code for a protein of 288 amino acids.
AUUAAGCUACAACUACAACUAGCUUCUCUUCAAACGUUCCUUCUCUCUCCCCUCACACAAGAGAAAUCUUAGAGUGUGUGUGAGAGAGAUAUUCCAAAAUCAUGUCUCACAGUCACCUAUCUUUUGCAUUUGGGGUUCUAGGUAACAUUGCCUCCUUCAUCUGCUUCCUUGCACCAGUACCUACAUUUUAUAGAAUCUGUAAAAAAAAAUCAACAGAAGGGUUCCAAUCAAUUCCAUAUGUGGCAGCUCUCUUCAGUGCAAUGCUUUGGAUAUUUUAUGCCUAUGUCAAAACCGGAGAAAUGCUACUUAUCACCAUUAAUGCAUUUGGCUGUGUGAUUGAGACAAUUUACCUUGCCAUCUAUGUUACUUACUGCUCCAAAAAAUCUAGAAUUUCAACAUUGAGGAUGAUUAUCUUGUUGAACUUUAUUGGAUUGGGCUCUAUUGUAGUUCUAACCAACAUCCUAGCAAAAGGAGAAGGCCGUGUCAAGCUUCUUGGAUGGAUUUGUGUAGUGUUUGCUACUAGUGUUUUUGCUGCACCUUUAAGUAUUAUGCGGACAGUUAUUCGCACGAAAAGCGUAGAGUUUCUUCCAUUUCCACUUUCACUUCUCCUCCUGAUUAGCGCAAUUUUGUGGCUGUUAUAUGGAAUUUCAUUGAAAGAUAUCUAUGUUACGCUCCCUAACGUUGUGGGCUUAGCAUUUGGAAUGAUUCAGAUGAUACUAUAUGCAAUUUACAGAAACAACGUCCCUGUAAAGGAUGAGAAGCUUCCAGAACACAAGGGGGAGAUCAACAAUGAUAAAAAUGUAGCUCCAACUGUGAGUGAUGAGAAACAAGAACAGAGUAUUGAGAUUGUGGAGAAGAAGGAAGAGAAGGAAGAUGAGCAUCCUAAUGAGAAGAAGCAGGACCAAGUAGCUAAUGACAAAACAGAGCUCAAGAAAACAGGGGAUGAUAGUGAGAAUUGCCAAGUUUAAUGGAAGAACAAGUGUGCAUGCCAUUGCCUCCAUUUAUCUCUGUUGGUCUCUCUUCAAUGCACAUGUAAAAUCAUAAGACGCAUAAAAGGGGCAGAGAUUGUGUAGAUACCACUAUGAUCUAUAUCUACAAUAGGUGUUUAAUUAACUUCUUUUUGGUUCACUUUUUUAUGUCAUUUCUGUUUUGUUUACCUCAAGCUUAGUUAAUAAUGGUUUUAUAUUAUAUGAAGUAUAGUUUUUUUUUUUUUUGAACUAUAUAUGAUAAUAUGAAGUAUAGUUGUAGUCUUGUUCUUGUAGAAGCUUAUUCAAUCACCUAUCCACACAAGCUGCAUGAAUACCGACUAGUUAAGUUUUUU